Messenger RNA from Bursaphelenchus okinawaensis, 4379 nucleotides. The record is from the annotation of a GenBank genome assembly. Lineage: Eukaryota; Metazoa; Nematoda; Chromadorea; Rhabditida; Aphelenchoididae.
AUGUCAUCGGCCGCUCUUGGUCCAGCAUUGCUCGACGGGUCGACAGUGCCUCAAUAUGGAGUGUCACAGCCAAUCUGCACAAAUCAACCUUCACCAGCCGAUAAAGAGCUGACUUCAAAGGUAAGGACUUUGUUUUGUUUGGUUUUCGAAUUUUAGGGAGAGUUGGGUGAAGAACUUGGUUAAUAUCUACGUUUUCUGACUGGAAAAUGAAAUUAAAUUUUAACAAAUUGUUGAUGUUAGACAUUGAUGUAGCUAGGAAGACUUUUGAUUAAACAUGUUGUUUUAGUUGAACGAAUGCCUGGAAUCCUUCAACGUGUUCGAGAACGAAGAAGAGCUUCAAAAGCGUAUUGACGUUCUUCGCAAAAUCAACACAUUGGUCAGGUCGUGGGUGAGGUCAGCAUCAGAAGGCAAAGUACCGCCAGAGGACUUGGACAAAGUUGGCGGAAAGCUAUUCACAUUCGGCUCAUACAGACUCGGGGUACACACAAGAGGGGCUGAUAUUGACAGUCUUUGUGUGGCACCAAGACAUGUUGAGCGAACAGAAUUCUUUAAAACUUUCUAUGACAUGCUGGCUGAGGUGAGGUUUUGAAGGUUUUUGAUGAAUAAAGCUUGACUUUAUUAAAGUAAAGUCCUAUUUUAUCAGUUUUAGUUUAGUUAUUAUGAGUCUACAGGCUUUUUAGUAAUUGUCUUGGUGGUAAUAUAACGGUUUUGAAUGUGUUUCCGUAUUUUACAUUUAUAUUAUAGUAGAAAGCGCGUUUUCAUGGCACUUAUAGCUUAUUUUGAAACGUUUUAGGAUGAAAAUGUGUCCGAUUUGCACGCAGUUGAAGAUGCCUUUGUACCGGUAAUCAAAUUACAGUACUCCGGCUUGGAUAUUGAUAUAUUGUUUGCACGUUUGGCCUUGAGAUCAGUAUCAGAAGAGGAGGAUUUAAGCGAUGAUAUGAUGCUCAGGAAUCUGGAUGAAAAAAGCAUACGAUCACUUAAUGGUAUGUUUAGUAUAUUGAAAUGUCUUUUUAAAUAAGUUAAUAUAAUGGAGAUUAGCAAAAUACGUUCUUUUCUUUCGUUUCAUAAAGUGGCGUUUUUGUAAUUGAUAAAGAAGUAAAGAAUAAUAUUUUGAUUCAGGUUGUCGAGUAGCAGAUGAAAUCCUACGAUUAAUUCCUAACAGAGAGAACUUUAUCACAACGUUGAGGGCAGUGAAGCUAUGGGCUAAAAGUAUGUUUUUUCUUUUAUUUUUAUGUUUUUAGGCAUUUUUGAGAUAAAACAGCAGAACUACUUAACUAGUCUUAAAAGCUAGCUGAAUAAAAUAUCAUCUUUGAUUGAAACUUUUUAGUUCGAAAUAUCAGAAAGUUUGUCAAUGUUUGAGUUUUAUUGACUAUCAGCAAUGAUGAAGACACUUUGAACUGAUGAAUGACAAGUUUUUUUUAUAUCUAAAACGUUUUUCCAACGUUUAAUAUCUAAAAUUUGUCUUUCAAAGACGAGUUGAGAAGCGAACUGAGCUGAUUUUUCAAUAUUUUGACUUAAUUUUGGUUAGAACCAGGAUUUUUUAGCGAUUUUUUUGGCUAAAAGUUAAUCUAUGAAUUGUUCUGACUUGAUGUCUUUAGACCACGGCAUCUAUUCGAACGUUCUCGGCUUCUUGGGUGGAGUAUCAUGGGCUAUUCUCGUAGCCAGAACCUGCCAACUCUACCCAAAUGCAGCUCCAGCCAUACUACUGGAAAAGUUCUUCCUAGUAUUCUCGACCUGGGAAUGGCCACAUCCAGUGUUUCUCAAAGACACUGACAAUGCUCAAAGACCUGACGUGCCAUUCCUAAGAGAACUUGUCUGGGACCCGCGUACCAGAGUCGCAGAUCGUUAUCACCUGAUGCCAAUCAUAACUCCAGCUUUCCCAGAACAGAACUCCACAUACAAUGUGACAAAGUCGACCCGACAAGUUCUGAUUCACGAGUUUCAAGAAGGCCUAAAGACAAUGUUGGACAUCAUUAACAAGACCGCGUCAUGGUCAAAGUUGUUCGAAGAAGUGAACUUCUUUUCAAGAUACAAGCACUUUUUGGUAUUAUUGUGUAUCACUGAGAACCAUGAUGAUCACGUCAAGUUCACAGGCUUGGUCGAGUCGAAGAUUCGUAUCUUGAUCUCGGCAUUAGAACGGAAUCCAGCCUUGAAUAUUGGGCACGUCAAUCCAAAACAGUACAAACCGAAGCCGGAUGCUGAGAUUCCAGCCCCGUAUGAGUGAGUUUUUGUGAAAAUGAACUGGAAAUUUGAGUUUUAAAAAAAAUUUUAAUAAAAUUUGUUAUAGGUUUAAGUUUCUUAAAAUACUUAAAAUUGUCUACUAUAAUAUUAUUUUUUUGAAAAACGAGAUUUUAAAAAAUUUUUUAAAAUGAAAAAUUUGUAAAAAAUCUACUUAAAAUUAUAAAAUUUGUGAUUCCAGAAACCCGGUUUGCACCUUAUGGUUCAUUGGCUUGGACUUGAACAGUCAAAUGCGCCGUUCCAUCGAUCUGACAAGCGAAAUUCAACAGUUUAACGAUACUGUCACCUCGGCUGGCUUUGCAUCGAAGACCUACAAAGAGACGAUGCUUGUACAGCCAAGCUAUGUGAAAAGGAAUGAGCUGGGAAAAUGGUAAGGAAUUUGACUUAUCCAAAUUUUAAGUUUUGUGUUAAUUUUAAAAAUUGAUUUUGUAGGCUAACAGUGGAAGAAUUGACUCGGGGCCGAAUGCAAGGCAAACAGAAGUCAUCAGCUGUGAACUCACCACUACUCAGCUCGCUAGCCCGUUCCAACUCGGUUCAAGCUGAUAACGUAGGUUUUAAAUUAAAAAAUGUCGUGAACUUUUAAAGGAUUUGAUGUAGAAGCAAUGUUUUACAACAAGAUUUUUUGUUUUUUUAGCUCAAAAAAAUGAUUGAAGCUUUUUUUGACUUCAGUUACCUUAUCACUUUUAAAAUUUUUGAAAUGUAAUUUUUUUGUAAUUUAACCUUUUAGAAGUCGACGCCGCCUCAAAACGGCCCACCAACGACGCCGACGGUGGCUUCGACGGAACGAGCUAAAACCCCAAUCGAACAGUUGAGCCAGAAGAUUGAACUACCGGAGAACGCGGCCGAACUCGAGGCCAUAAACCAAGUUCAACAACAGACGCCGGUCCUCGAAACACCGGACGACGAAGGCAAGUCGGAAGAGGAUUCUGGAAAGGAAUCCGAGAAGGAGGAGUCCGAAUCGACGAGGACAAAAGCAUUCGACCGACCGUUACCCUACGGAUACCCCAUGUUUGUCUUUUUCGAUCAGUCUGUCUCUCCCAAUUCCACAGUCUUUCUGCCUGUCUAUUCAUCGUCUUAUUGCCCGCCGAUGUUCAUGGAUCCAGCUUACUUUGCGCGCAUGGUCAGGUACAGCUACUCCCAGCACAACUACUUUUGCACGAGAGCAGCCUACGAUCUGGUGUCACGGAACAGUCCGAACAGUGCUGACAACUGCAAGUGUGGAAGAGCGGUGUCAGGAAUGGCGGAUGAGAUCUACAUGGAGAUGGUAAGGCUUAAAAUGAAGGUUUUUAAUAAAAUGGAUGUUUAUGUCAUUUUAGAUAACAAAGCGAUGAUGAAGAACACUUUGAACUGGAAAAAAAGUCACUAAAACUUAAAGUUUUUGUUUUGGUGAAAUUUUAAAGCUAAAUUUGAAGCGAUCCUGAGCUUUUUUAUUUAAAAAAUAACAUUUUAGGUAAUAAGCGGUCGAAAAUAUACAAUAUUUAGCGGAAAAGUUAUGUUUAGAGUAGAAAAAUGAAGUUUAGUUGCAUUUUUAAAAGGGGUUUAAUGUUAUAAAACAAUUCUUUUUAUAUUGUUCAAAAACUAAUAAUUCAUUUCAGGUCCAAAAGAACAAGGAAUGGCAGCUACAAAGAUCACGACAAGCCAUCAAACGUCAACGUGCCCAACAAGGCUACAAAAACACGCAGGCUAGCCGAUAUGCUCCUUACUAUCAAAUGGAAUCGAACGAGAAACGGGAUAGAAUCAACCUGCUGAGCAUGAUCAACGACCUCACCGUUCACACCAAGUCUGCCACUCCGUCGGUGUCGGACUCGCAGGCAUCGUCGGGCUAUGAGACGGCCAGCUCCUGCUCAUCCACUCCCUCUCCAACCUCACGGACUUUUGUAACGACCAUUGACGAUGAGGUGUUCGAAGCACCGCGGAAAACUGACUCCACUGACGAUGCCUCGACGAUAUCUCGCUCCAACUCGAUCAAGUCUAUGGAGUCGGUGGAGCUGGCGCCUAAGAAGCGGACCCAAGAGGAAUGGAAGCGAGUGAAGAGCAAGAAACAGAGACGAUGGAGCAACAACAGAAGCAAAGAGGCUCAGAAGGAUAAGAGGAUCUACUUCAAGGACUACGAGGAGGCGUUUCCACCGUUGGACAGCUAA